Messenger RNA from Lactuca saligna, 987 nucleotides. Lineage: Eukaryota; Viridiplantae; Streptophyta; Magnoliopsida; Asterales; Asteraceae. The record is from the annotation of a GenBank genome assembly.
AUGUUCUGCGACCAAGCCGGACCCUUCCUUUUCGAACUGAAAGAAGAAGGUAACAAGUAUGUGAAGAUGGGAAAGAAGCAUUAUUCAGAGGCUAUCAACUGCUAUACAAGGGCCAUAAAUCAGAAAGCCUUAAGUGACAUGGAGACCUCAAUGAUAUUUUCUAAUAGGGCACAUGUAAACCUACAAGUUGGAAAUUAUGGGCGUGCUCUUUCAGAUUCAGAGGAAGCCAUCAAGCUUUCCCCAACAAAUGUCAAAGCUUUUUACAGAGCAGCAAAAGCAUCAUUAUCUUUGAAUAAGUUGGUUGAAGCACGAAGGUUUUGUGUAAAAGGAGUCGAUGAGAAUCCAGAUAAUGUAGAACUUAAGAAGCUAUGUGAGGUGAUUGAUUCACAAAUAUCACAACGCCAACAACACGAGGCCCAAGUUUCCAAAGCUUUGACAGCAGCUAAGGAUCUAGUGUCAGCAAUUGAAGAGAGAGGAUUGAAGAUUGGAAAGGCAAUGUUCCAAGAAUUAACAGGACUGAAAAAGCCGAUAUUAGAUAAAGAUCGUAUACUUCACUGGCCUGUUAUUCUCCUUUAUGCAGAGGUUAUGUCUAGCGACUUCAUUGAGGACUUCUAUAGUGGUGCACCAUUGCCAUGGGAUAAAGAGAGUGCUUACACUCGUGAUGCCAUUGAGUUGUACUAUGAGGCGGGGUCAGGGGUAGGUUUGUCCAAGAAGGAAAUUAUUAGCAAUUUCUUACAGGGUACAGCUGCUUCCCAUCUUGAGACAUUUGGUGAUGAUGAUGAAACAGAUGCAGUUAAACCUUCACCUUCAGUUGGGGGAGAAGGUGGUUCAAAAUGGGUGAAAGUGAACGAAAGAAGAACCCUUCAUUCGGUUCUCAAAGAAGACAAAUUUGUUAUCCCUGGGAUUCCUGUGUUUUUUGCUGUUUCAAAAAGAUCCAAGAGCUUCUACAAGAAAUUCAAAUCUGGGAAUUGGUCCCUUCCAUCCUGA